Messenger RNA from Staurois parvus, 317 nucleotides. The record is from the annotation of a GenBank genome assembly. NCBI's taxonomy places the organism in Eukaryota, Metazoa, Chordata, Amphibia, Anura, Ranidae.
UAAAAUAAAAUAAAUGCAAUAUGUCGAAAUACUACACGUAGAAUGUACAGUACCUUGUAUCUCUCUUUUUCUUUUUUUUUUAUCUCUCAAAUGUGAGCUCUUUUCUGCUAUCCUGUUCUAGGAAGCAGGGGCGGACUGACCAUUUGGAAACUCGGGCACUGCCCGGGGGCCCGGGGUCAGUAGGGGGCCCCAUGAGAUGCCCCUGGUACCUUUUUCAUAGGCUUUUUCGAGUUUGGGCAAGGGCACAGGGGCCCCAUGAUCCCCUAUUGCCCAGGGGCCCCAUGAGUUGUCAGUCCGCCCCUGGUCAGAAGUAUGAG